Messenger RNA from Aspergillus affinis, 1758 nucleotides. RefSeq names its product RING finger protein. The record is from RefSeq and is a predicted model, not a curated record. The transcript has 10 exons. NCBI's taxonomy places the organism in Eukaryota, Fungi, Ascomycota, Eurotiomycetes, Eurotiales, Aspergillaceae. The coding region runs from base 1 to 1758 and encodes 585 amino acids.
AUGCUCCUGAAUUCGUCAUUUCAGCUUGAUGACUUGGGCAGCACGAAAGCCUGUAAUACAUCUGAGAUACCUGCUGUUGGACCUCAAGGCCGACACGCUCGCCGAAGGCUAUGGCUGUAUGACCAGGCAGCCCAAGAUAGGAGCUCUGCUGCCAAAUCGCUCACGGGUAUCCAUUUAAACGAAAGGAGGGGUCGGAGAGUACCAGAACCCUGUAAGAGGUUCGGAGAGUGGAGCUUUGUACCCACCAUGGCUGCUAGUAUUGUGCGUCCCUUCGUUUCUAUGUCUGUCGAGCCUCUCGACCGACCUGGUGAUACCAGAGGUUUUCCUAUCGAGAUUGAUAUCGACGACGAGAGUGCCGACCACGAGCACCAUAGCGGUAACCCGCGCCCGGGUGAUUCCAGAGCUCACCCGAUUGACCUCGAUCAAGAAGAUGAGAAUAGUAACCAGGGCGAGUCCGGCCAUUGCCACUGCCAGUGCAGGGAACGGUCUCUUUCGAUUGAUAAUACAGUUUACGACUUUACGUGCAAAAUCUGCUACGAGAGCAGAGUUGAUAUAGUGCUUGAAUGCGGACAUACCUUCUGCUACGCCUGUGUCAACAGAUUCUUUCAAGACUCGGCAUUGAAGGCUGUAAAAGAUGAUCUUUUUGAUGCUUAUAUGCUCCUCUCCGGUAAUGCAUUUUGUUUGGCCUGGAAAAUGUUGGAGGGCUCUAGUAAGACUCUCUCUCCGAACAGCGAGAUCUGCUACUACCAUUCCCCCGUACCGAAUCUCGAGCACUACUGCCGCGAGAACCACAUCGUUCUUGCCCACCUGCCUCAUAUAGUAUACGACAAUCAGCAGGAUCCCAAUGGACAAGCCAUGCAAGUGGCCCAGGCGACAAUCGAUAGUUACAAUCAGGAACUGAAUCGGCAAAAUAUCAGCUUCGGUUAUGACUCUGGGCUCAGAACGGUCAAACCCUCGGAAUUCUUGCCUAUUUGCCUGGAGGAGCCACCUGUCUACACCCCUACCUAUAAAACCAAUGAUGGCGAUCAAUGCUGGCAAACGCUCUUCUCGCUUCUUGACAUGCCUAUUCAAAAAUGGUACAAGGACUGUGUCGCAUUGGAAACAAGCCCCGAUCAUCAGGAAAUAAUUAAGAUCACAAAGCAGAUUCGAGACGAAUUGACAAGUGCAGUCCUUCCGGCCUACGGGCUCGGCGAGACUCUUAUACCAGACAGUAACCCAAGGGUUGAGGAACUGCUCAAGGAAUUGACCGAUCUUGCGAAAUCAGAACGCGAGCGCAACUGGGAUCUCUACAAGUCCGUGGGCGAAGACUAUAAGAGCGACCUCACUCGACAUGGAGGCGAUGAACAAGUACAGGUGAUAAUAUCGAGAUCUAACCUGGCUAAGAUCCUGUCGUCGCGGGAUGGUGAGCAGCUGAUCGUGGACAGUCUCUUGGGUCCUGGACACGAACAUUUGCGACAUUUGCGACUCAAGGACGCGCUUACUACCUUCAGUGGAGGACCGCAACUCCAGCAGUUCCUUCAGCAGCUCCUACAGCUCCUACAGCUCCUACAGUCGUUUCCACAGCUGUUCCCGCAGUCGUUCCCUCAACAAUUCCCUUAUCAAUCUCCUCAGCAAUUUCCUCAGCCGUUCCAUCAGCAGUUGCCUCAGCAGUUCCCCCAGCCGUUUCCCCAGCCAUUCAAUCAGCAGCCUCAGCAGGUCCCCCAGCAGCUUUCCCCGCAGUUUCCGCAGCAAUUCAGUCCACAUAAACUAGGCCAAUAG